This is a messenger RNA of Hemibagrus wyckioides, 1561 nucleotides long. RefSeq names its product olfactory receptor 52K2-like. Gene Ontology annotation, cellular component: membrane. Gene Ontology annotation, molecular function: G protein-coupled receptor activity; olfactory receptor activity. The transcript has a single exon. Lineage: Eukaryota; Metazoa; Chordata; Actinopteri; Siluriformes; Bagridae. The record is from RefSeq and is a predicted model, not a curated record. Gene Ontology annotation, biological process: G protein-coupled receptor signaling pathway. Bases 212 to 1159 code for a protein of 315 amino acids.
GGAAUGCACUAUUUUAUGAUUAUGAUCAUGCAAGGAACUGUGCAACUUGCAAGGUAUUUAUGAUUACAAGAUAUACUACAAAAUUCACUGAACAGUAAAUGUUGACAGAUCAUUCAUUUAAUUUUGUUAUAAUUUAUUCACAAAAAUAUACAUGCCACACUGUUCAUAACUGUCAUAUGAGGUGGCAGAUCUGAAGUCUUAGAAUCUUGAGAUGAUUUUGGCUAUGGUACAAAAUAUUUCAUUCACAACAUUUACACUUACUGGUUUUCAUGAUUUGGGAGAAUGGGGGACCAUUCUAUCCAUUCCCUAUCUUGUUAUGUUUUUAAUGUCUACUACGUUAAAUCUUAUACUCAUAUAUUUAAUUAUAUCACAGAGGGCUCUUCAUUCUCCUAUGUGCAUUCUAAUUGGUCUUAUGGCAGUGUUGGACCUCUCUUGGCCAGUAUUUUGUAUACCAAAUAUGCUGCUAAGCUUCUUAUUUAACUGGAAAGGAAUUUCAUUAGAGGGCUGUUUGGUGCAAAUGUUUUGCAUUCAUCUUCUUGGUACAUUUCAUUCUACUAUACUGCUGUGGAUGGCUCUGGAUCGUUUUUUUGCUAUAUGUAGGCCUCUUUAUUACCACAAAUACAUGGGAAUGGCAAAUUUUCUGAAAUUCAUUAUUUUUCCAGUUAUCAGAAAUGUGUUCUUAAUUACCACAAUGGUUUCUUGGGCUGGGAAAUUGACUUUCUGUACAACAAAUGAGAUAGAUCACUGUUUUUGUGAACACAUGGCAUUAGUUCAGCUUGCAUGUGGGGAUAUUUACAUUAAUAAUGCAUUAGGGCUUUUGACUAUUUUUCUUACAAUAACUGCUGAUUUUAUUUUAAUUACAAUAUCAUAUAUAGUAAUACUUUCUUCUGUUCUAAGAUCUGACAAAUCCUGUUUAAAGGCUUUUAACACCUGCAUUACUCAUAUUAUUGUCAUGACAGUUAGUCUGGUUUUUGCUUUGAUUGCCUUUAUGUCAUAUAGAAUAAGAAACAAGUUCUCUCCUUCCAGCCGUGUCUUCAUGAGCACAAUGUACUUGCUUUUUCCAAGCUGUUUUAAUCCAAUUAUUUAUGGAAUAAGAACCAAAGAAAUAAGAGAACAGUUUCUGAAAAUUUUGAACCAUGUUAAGGUCUUUCCCAAGUAGACAUAUUAUGUAUGUGGCAUUUCAUAUUAAUCAUUCCUUUACAACAACCAUGUUACUAUAUAAUAAAAACAAAAUUAUAUAUUUUUGCUUUUAUAUAAUUGCAUUGUAAUUUAAGUUAUCUGAAAUGAAUUUUUAAAUUAAUAAACUAAACAAAUUAAGUUGGUUCCAACAAACUAAGAAUGUAGACUUUCAUUUGGUGUCUGUGAUUUGUAAAUUGAUUUUUAACACUUUUGGAGAGGAGUGAAAGGAAUUUAAACUGGCGUUUUAGCUCUUGGUGACCAUGGCUUUGCAAGUGUAUCCUCCCCAUUGGUUAGCUAGUUCAACAAUAUUGCCUGCCAACUGCCAACUGGUGUUUUGAAUGGUUCAUUGUGAUAUCUUCUCCCUUCCCCCCUGGAGGUUAUU